AUGCCCAAGAUCGUCGUAACGCGCAACGUAGGCGAAGACGCCAUGGCGAUCCUCUCGUCCUCGCCCUUCGAGAUCAUCGUUAAUCCCGAUGAUGCCCCUGCAUCCCGAGAGUGGAUUCUCGAUAAUAUCUCGGACCCAGAAGUGGCUGGUGUCUGCGUCAUGCAUGGUCAACCGGGGGAUAAGGUAGACGAGGAGUUCUUGGAGCGGUGUGGGGAAGGCGUAAAGGUCGUCAGCACAUUCUCGGUGGGGUAUGACCAUAUCAAUGUCAAGGCGGCCAAUGCCAAGGGGAUCAAGAUCGGGCACACGCCUGGCGUUCUCAGCGAUUCCGUUGCCGAUAUCUGCGUUAUGCUCACUCUCAUGACCAUGAGGAGGGUUGAGGAGGGUAUCCAGCUGAUCAAGUCCGGCGGGUGGCCGACCCUUCCCUGGGCCCCGUUCGUAAUGUGUGGUCCCUCCAUCUCCUCCCCAAACCUUACGCUUGGCUUCCUCGGGUUCGGCCGUAUCUCUCAGCAGACGCUCAAGCGCUUGCUCGUGUUCACGUCCAAAUCCCACCCGCCUAAGGUCGUCUACCUCUCAUCCCGCGGCCGCCCUAACCAAGCCGAAAUAGACGCGGACUGGACCAAGGAGUUCGGCGUCUCGGUAGAGCGCAAGGAGAAGGAUGAAAUCGCGACGGAGAGUGAUAUAUUGGUGGUGCUGUGUAACCAGACGCCGGAGACGGUGAAUCUGGUGGAUAAGGCGUUUUUGGGUAAGAUGAAGAAGACGGCGGUCUUGGUCAACGGUGCCAGGGGACCGAUCGUCAAUUCCGAGGACUUGGCGGUGGCACUCAAUGCUGGACAGAUCUUUGGUGCAGGGUUAGACGUGAUCACUGGCGAGCCGAACAUCGGACCCGACCACCCGCUCGUCAAGGCCAAGAACUGCGUCGUCAUUCCCCAUAUGGGCUCGGCCGAUAUCGACACCCGUAAGAAGAUGGCUGAGCUGUGUGUCCGUAAUGCCAUCAACGGAGCGAAGGGCGAGGCGCUCUUGGCAGAAGUUAAGAUUUAG
Messenger RNA from Dioszegia hungarica, 1038 nucleotides. RefSeq lists its product as uncharacterized. The coding region runs from base 1 to 1038 and encodes 345 amino acids. The record is from RefSeq and is a predicted model, not a curated record. Gene Ontology annotation, cellular component: cytosol. Lineage: Eukaryota; Fungi; Basidiomycota; Tremellomycetes; Tremellales; Bulleribasidiaceae. The transcript has 8 exons. Gene Ontology annotation, molecular function: hydroxypyruvate reductase [NAD(P)H] activity; glyoxylate reductase (NADPH) activity; NAD binding.